UUUAAAUACCUUUGAUAUACUCGUGUGCACACAUACGUGACCUGUUUUAUGUGACAUCUUUAAAAAGGAAUGAUGAUACGGAAGGCAACUCACUUUAUGUUCUGACUACAUGCUGAUUUGCUUCAUGCAAAUGCAUUUGAGAGGACAGGAGAAGAAGCUUAAGGACUAGGCAUGACGUGUGGGAAAAAAUAUUUGACUCAAUAUUCACUGAUCAACAUUGAGACCCAGAACAAGAAAGGCAUGAAAUGGAUUUUUUCAUCAGAGUCUGGCAGGUGGUCUUUUCUCUCCUUUUCAGCAGCAAAUUCUAUGACUGCUACAGAGUCAGUUGUGUUGGAAAGUUGAUAGUAGACUCAGAUGUCAUCCACCUGGGCUCCAACUUAACUGUGGGUUGCCAGUCAAACACUGAGCACUGUGGCAGACACUUUGCCAUAGUCUUCAAUGGACAGACCAUUUUCGAAGCAGUUAAUUGCUCUGUAAUAAAAACACAAAUAGUCAUCAAUCAGCCCAGUUUUUGGCUACUCUGCAAGGUAAAGGAGGGAGACACAUGGUACACUGUUUGCGGUCGAGACUUCAAGGCUGGCUACCCUCCAGGUAAACCGAAAUUCAGCUGCGUCACAUACCAAAAUUCAGAGUAUGUUAACUGCUCUCUAAUGGUCACAACUGAGACAUAUUUAUUUACAGAUUUCACAGUGACAUUUCACGACAGAACUUCCCAGUUCUUCCAGUAUGCGAUGAACAAAGAUGGUCAUGUCUCUAUUCCACGAUCACUGUUUGUUGAGAACAUGACAUACAAAGUCCAUGUAAGAGGUCACAAUGCAUUAGGAGAGUCACACUCUACUUUCAACUUCUCGAUCUGGGACAUUGUGAUUCCAAACACUCCAGAGAUAACACGAGUUGUGUUUGAAAAUGGCACUCUUUCUCCUACAAUAUACUGGAAUGGUUCAGAAGAUAACCUGAAACCAAUUUUGAGGUUCAGAGAAGCACAUUAUGACCCGGACUGGCGCCUGGGAAGUGUGAAGGAGCUCCUAGAUGGAUGUGUUCUGAUGCAGGAAGCCUUAGAACCAUUGAUACUCUAUCAGUUUGAGCUGAGAGUGUGUGUUACGUCAACAAACUGCAGCAUGUGGAGUCAUCCCUUCAAUAUAACCAGCCCAGGAAUAGUACCCUCACACAAACUUGAUGUGUGGAGAGUCAACAACAGGACCAGUAAUCAUGGACCUCUGAAUGUCACAGUGUUGUGGAAGCACUAUAAACCAGAAUAUUACAGUGGAGAAAUGUUAUAUUACAAGUUAUCUUAUAAAGAAGAAGGCAAGAUCCAUGAACUGAAUUGCUCAGCUCAUGUCACUCAUCAAACUCUUCAGCUGAGCACAGCAGAGGUUAACGUAAGUGCUGUGACAGCAGCUGGUUCCUCCCCACCUGCACCUGUAAGCUUGACAUAUACAGGUAAACCAGCCCCCAUGAUAACACAUUUAGUUCCAGCAGCAGGGGGCAGUAUGCUUCUAGCAUGGGAUGUGUCUCAUUACAGUGAGGAGGCGAAGGGCAUUCUGGGUUUUGUUGUGCAGUGGCAACAGAGCCCAGUACACUUAGAAUGGAGGAGAUUAGGAAAAGAUUAUAAUAUCACAUUCCUACAAGGUAUGCGAGCCGGUGUCCUGUAUAACAUUUCAUUAUAUACUGAAGAAGCCAGUGGAGUUUCAGACCCUGCAUUUGUUCAGGUUUAUGCAAAGGAAGAGAGUAAGUUUGCAAUUUUUCCUCUCUUGCUUUCAUCCUCUGUAGAGGGGGAGCUGGAGGUCAUUUGGCUCUGCAGUGAGCAACAAAAAAAGUACAUAACAGCCAUUAUGUUCUGCUGGAAGAAACACUCUUCAUCUCCUAAUGUUCUAUGUGUUCUUGCAGAAACUGUGCCUUAUGCAUUUCCUAGACCUUUGAGUUGGGAGUUGCAAGGCCAACAGGAGUGUUUCGAUAUCCUGGUCUCUGCAUGGAAUUCUGCCGGUGAAGGGCCCAAAGGAAAACCUGCCACUUGCUGUUGUCACAGCAAACUAUCAUACCAAACUGGUUCAGACGAGACAACAGGUGGAAUGAUAGCUGGAAUUUGUUUGGCUGCUGCUGUUCCUAUGGUGAUCCUGGCCAACCUAAUGUACCUGAAAUGUGUGCGGCAAAGAAUGAUGAAAAUGUGCAUGUCCAUUGGAGUUUCUUGGAUUUUCGAAAAUCUACCGAAAUUUGAUAACAGCAAUGCUAUAAAACUACUAAAGGACGACAUCUAUGGCCCUUGGGGAGCUCUUCCUGGAGACAGCGAUCCUCCCUUAACUCCCAUUGAGGAAGUCUGUCUGUCUUUGGAGAGGCAAGACUCUUAUCCAACUGUGCUUCAUGUCACAGAAAUGCCCACGACAGACCUGUUUUGCAUUGAUUCUCCUUAUAAAGCUCAGCAAUUGACAGCUUCACAGAGAAAUGAAGACUUCCCUGAGACUACAGAGGAAGAGGACCAAUUCCCUUUGUUGGUGUCUCCAUCACAUCAUGACUUCAGCUGGGAUUUAACCUGUAUUCCCGUGAUACACGGGCGUCUUAAUAGCUUCUUAGCUAUGGAUGGAGCACUGGGAUCUUUGGGCAUUCUUGAAGACCUCCUCGCUCCCCCUCAGACAGCCUCCAAUGAGGACGGAGGAGUGGAAGAGAAUGAGAGGAUUGUGGAAACAGGAGAUGUAAAUCAGAGCACUUUCACAAGUCAAACUGUACAACCCACUGACCUGGAGAGCUGCCUCAGAGGGCCUGUCUUUGAUUCCAGCCCAUACUCCCCACAAGGGCUUUGCCAGAGUUUUUCAGUUCCAGAAGAGGGUUAGGCACUCUUUAGAACACAUUUUUAAGAAAUAUCAUGUGGCAAGAGUACUUCUGAACUAUAUGCGCAUGGCUGUGAUUUAGUCAUAAACACAAGCAUAUACAGGAUCUUGUAUGACAUCAUCUUGUACAUAAAGCAUUAAGUUUUUUUCAAUUAUUUUACAGUGAUGAAUACUCUAUUUUUUCUGUAUUGUCUACAUGUUGUCUGCUAUUUGGUGGCUUUAGUCAGAUACAUCUAAAACACAUUAUGGUUUCCGCUCACUCUGCGGAUAGUAUCUAAAAUAAGUACUGUACUGUAUGUUGCUGAUCGAGUUAUUCAUAGUAACUUCUUCCUCUUGAAUGCUGUUUUGAUACAAAAUAAAAGAUACAUGACUGACACACUGCACUUUUUUCUGCUUAAUUGUACUGAAUGUGCAUUUGUAGUGUACU
This is a messenger RNA of Sinocyclocheilus grahami, 3249 nucleotides long. Its product is annotated as leukemia inhibitory factor receptor-like. Lineage: Eukaryota; Metazoa; Chordata; Actinopteri; Cypriniformes; Cyprinidae. The record is from RefSeq and is a predicted model, not a curated record. The transcript has 16 exons. Bases 246 to 2825 code for a protein of 859 amino acids. Gene Ontology annotation, molecular function: protein binding.